This is a messenger RNA of Daldinia decipiens, 1913 nucleotides long. RefSeq names its product cytochrome P450. The transcript is spliced from 5 exons. The record is from RefSeq and is a predicted model, not a curated record. Gene Ontology annotation, molecular function: monooxygenase activity; oxidoreductase activity, acting on paired donors, with incorporation or reduction of molecular oxygen; iron ion binding. Bases 91 to 1716 code for a protein of 541 amino acids. NCBI's taxonomy places the organism in Eukaryota, Fungi, Ascomycota, Sordariomycetes, Xylariales, Hypoxylaceae.
UAUUCUUUCAGCGUAUUCCAGAGCAGUAGAUCUCUGCUUGUCUUUCAUCGAUGGAAGUCACAGAAAGCUUCAUUAGCACUAGUAGUCAAAAUGGCUGGUUUACUCACCUUAUUGGGCGACAUCACAAGAUUUGAUAUCUCCCUCCUUAGUUUCCUAGCAAAGCUGCUAUUCUUCGUACCGACUCUGGCCUUUUCUAUCUAUAUUGCCCUCAACGAGAUAGUACGACUACAAGGCCGAAUUAAUAACUUAUCAGGGCCAUGGGGUUACCCUUUAUUCGGGAGUCUUCCUUCUUUACGUGGCACCGCUACGUCGGACGAGUAUAGAAUAUGGGCUAAGCAAUAUGGAGACGUAUUCCAAGUGCCAUUGGGAAACACGACAGCCGUAGUAGUGAAUAGUACAGCGGCUGCCCGUGCGCUUUUCAUUGGACAACGGGAGGCAACAAACUCGCGUCCUGUAUUCUACGUCCUACACAAGAAAGUACAACAGGGAGGGCCUGUAACGAGCAUCGGAACUAGUCCUUGGGAUGACAGCUGUAAGCGGCGACGUAAAGUUUCUGCCACAGCCCUGAAUAAAACCAGUACAGAGAGUUAUCUUCCUAUAUUAGACCUCGAAUCAAGAGCAUUGACACUAGAUAUCUUAUCUAGCUGCAAGGGCGGCGAUGUAUCCGUCGACGUGCUUGACCUGACGCGCAAGUUCGCAUUAAACCUUAGCUUAACGCUGGCUUAUGGAACGCGCGUUGAGGAUGUGAAAGAUUUGCAUAGAGACCUAGUUAUCUCUGAGAUCAUAUAUAUCGAAGAAGAGAUAUCAAAGUUCCGGAAUCCCACUAGCAACUUUUCUAAUUACAUCCCGCUUCUCCGGCCCCUUAAUACUGUUGCGGGGUGGCUCGGGCUACAGAAGGGUUCACAUAUGGCAGACGUGGGGAAACGGCGGUACGCUUAUCACCACGUCUUACAGGAGAAACUAAAGAGAGAUAUCGCGGAUGGUGUUGACCGUCCUUGUAUUCAAGGAAACGUCCUGAAGGAUCCAGAGAGUAAAGGUCUCACCGAGGGCGAGCUACUUAGUAUCGGACUUAGCAUGCUCGCAGGCGCUGACACUACUAAACGAUCGCUGAUGUGGGCUAUCCUGCUCCUAGCGCACCGUCCGGACAUUCAGGAGAGGGCCUACAAGGAGAUCGUGGAGACAGACGCCCGCUUACUUGAGUCACCAAAUGUCGCGCACUCUAGGGUCGAGUACGUAGAGGCUUUCACAAAGGAAAUCGGCCGCUAUUUCGUAGUCCAGCGCCUUGCAUUGCCGAAAGCCACAUACUCGCACGUUCAGUGGAAAGGCGCAGUCAUUCCCCCUAAUACGCUACUGUUUCUAAACUCCUGGGCAUGCACGCGAGAUCCGUCCGUAUUCUCGGACCCCGAUACAUUUGCACCAGAGCGUUGGAUGGACGGCGACCAGACAGCGAAUCGACACCAGUAUGCUUUUGGCAUCGGAGGUCGAAUGUGUAUCGCAAGCCAUGUUGCUACCAAGGCCCUCUAUGCCGUAUUCCUCCAUCUCAUCGCACACUUCCAAAUCCUACCAGCGGGAGACACAACGGACCCCAUUGUUGCGGAUCCUAUAGAGGGCUUACUUGCCCGGGAAAAUCCCAUCGCGGGACCGAAAGCUAGGACGGUGCGGUUUGUGCCGCGAAAUGUCGAUGCAACUCGACGGAUGUUGUCCUCGGAGUCUUAGUAGGAAGAGCACACACACGCAGAGAUCAAGAAGGAGAGUUAGAACUAAGACUGAUAUAGAUAGUAGCUUUGAGUAGUGUUAAUAUGCAUAAGACUCCUAAAUAGAAUGUAGCGGAGAUAAGUCUGAUUAAAAAAUGAAAAAAAAGGCCCCUGCCGAUUAUAGAUCUAUCCAGCCUACCAGAUUAUACUUUAGUAUUU